GCAAGUGAAGACGAACAUAAGACAAUUUUGGGCAAUUAUUCAGCUAUAAAUAAUUACAUAUAUACGACACCAAAAAGACGAGCUAUGAGAAAUGAGCGGUCUCUGUUACCCUGUGACGUUUGUAAUAAGUCCUUCGAUCGACCGAGUCUUUUAAAAAGACAUAUGAGGACACAUACAGGCGAAAAACCACACGAAUGUUUGGUAUGCGGCAAAGGAUUUAGCACAUCAAGUUCUCUUAAUACGCAUAGAAGAAUUCAUUCAGGAGAAAAGCCUCACGAAUGUCAAGUAUGCGGAAAAAGGUUCACAGCGAGCAGUAAUCUAUAUUAUCACAGAAUGACCCAUAUAAAGGAAAAACCACAUAAAUGUAAUUUGUGCUCGAAAUCAUUUCCCACACCCGGAGACUUAAAAGCACAUAUGUAUGUGCACAGUGGCUCUUGGCCUUACAAGUGCUCAAUUUGCCACCGCGGAUUUUCCAAGCAAACUAAUCUAAAGAAUCAUUUAUUUCUACAUACAGGUGACAAGCCGCAUGGUUGCCCGAUAUGUAGCAAAAAAUUUGCACUGGCGUGUAAUUUAAGAGCACAUGUGAAGACUCAUGAAGGGUAUCUUCAACCGGAUUACAAUAAAGAAUGCCUUCGAUGUGCAAGCAAUAGUGUUAAUAUGGACAGAAAAUACUGUAAGGGAUGUACUUCUAUAAAUUGUUCCACAAAUGAUAUUGACAAUUCUUUGGUGGAUAGAGAAGCUAUUACAAAAGAAGACUUUGAUACUUUUUUCUUGCAAAUUUAGUGACUGAUUUAUCGAGUGACAUUUUUUAAAGUUUUGUAAUC
This is a messenger RNA of Drosophila persimilis, 824 nucleotides long. Its product is annotated as zinc finger protein 239-like. Gene Ontology annotation, biological process: regulation of transcription by RNA polymerase II. The record is from RefSeq and is a predicted model, not a curated record. NCBI's taxonomy places the organism in Eukaryota, Metazoa, Arthropoda, Insecta, Diptera, Drosophilidae. Bases 85 to 783 code for a protein of 232 amino acids. Gene Ontology annotation, cellular component: chromosome. The transcript has 7 exons. Gene Ontology annotation, molecular function: chromatin insulator sequence binding.